AUGGCUCAACAAUGUUCAUUUACAUGAUAAAAUAUACUAGCGUGCCUCUAGGCAACCAAAAUUUCCUUCGCAUAAUUGCCAGGUUACCGAGUGCACAUGGCAAGAUGGCGAACACUAAGAGAAAGAUCGGUGGAGAGGACACGAACAUUACGUUUGAAGAUCAACAACAAAUUAACACAUUUGCACGGAAAAGUGCCAGAAUCCAAGAGCUGAAAGAUGAAAUUGAACAAAAAAAACAGAAAGAUCUUCAGAAUCUUGAAGAUGCUGGUGAUGAAGUGAUGUUGUUGGAUGAUGACACUGCACCAAUUCCUUACAGAAUAGGGGAAAUAUUUAUCCAUUUAUCAUCGGAGGAAACUCAAGAAUACCUUGAGAAUGCAAAAUCCAAGAUACAAGAUGAAAUAAAAUCCUUGGAAUCCGACACUGCCGAAGUCAAACAGCUCCUGGCUGAUCUUAAAGUGAAACUUUAUGCCAAAUUUGGCAAUAAUAUCAAUUUGGAGGCAGAGGAGGAGUGAAAAGUGAAAAUUUAAGAUUAGCCCUGAUGUUUUCCAAUUUAACUGUGUCAUGAUUGAUAAAAUAUCUGUUCAAACAUUUGUAGAGUCUGGACAAGAGUAUUUGGAGUUGAGAGCCACAGCAAGUGUAACUGUGUUUUUGAAAGGUAAUUGUAGACAAGAACAUAUUUGAAUAAAAUGUAUAAAAGAAA
Messenger RNA from Stylophora pistillata, 700 nucleotides. Its product is annotated as prefoldin subunit 4. Lineage: Eukaryota; Metazoa; Cnidaria; Anthozoa; Scleractinia; Pocilloporidae. Gene Ontology annotation, biological process: protein folding. Gene Ontology annotation, cellular component: prefoldin complex; cytoplasm. The record is from RefSeq and is a predicted model, not a curated record.